CGUCUCUCCGACGCGAUUGAUAACGAGCGCGCCAUUUUCUCUCCACGUUCGCGCGCGCAGAUAAUAUUGUCUGUUUCAUUUUUAAUUGAGAAAGGAUUGGCCUGCUAGGUUUCCUGUUGAUGUUGAUCAUGACACCGAUUGCUGAGCAUAGGCGUCAGUCCAUUCUGAUCCGUCUGUUUGGACCUGGGCAAAUGCCUUAUGCGGUGGGAGCAAGUAGCUCCUCGAUUGAGCCGCGUACACGUGCCCAGAUCGAGGCACGAAGAAGUGAACUGGGAGAGCUCCUCUCCCAACUACUCGUGGAUAUGGAGUUUGUUGUCCCUGCUGCAAGAGAACAGAUCCGGGGUAAAUUUGACCUUGAUGCGAUCUUUGAUCGUUUGGCCAAAGCUAUCACGGGUGUGGAGAUGAUAGCAGCAGCGACUGAAAUCCAGAAGGUUAUUGGCCAGUGUCGUCAGAUACUGGACCAAUUUACCAUUCAGCAGGUGGAAGGAAUAGCUCAGCGAAAGGAUGGUGCGCCAGAAGUGAAAGUGGAAAACAUUGAAGAGAACAUCCAAGAGUUGAAAGAGAUACUCGCAAAAGAAGAGAAAAAGCGAGAAGAACUGUUGCAAAAGAAAGAACAGGAAACUAGACUACAACAGAGAAUGGGUAGAGUACAGCAGUACGUUUCCUUAGAUGAAAAAGAUGUUGCUCAGACGCUCGGACAAAUAUUGACGUAUUUGGCUUUUCUUGAAGAAAAAUUGGACCAACAGCAAUCCAGAAUGGAUGAACUUGUUGUUGGCCUUCAUGUCAUUACUAGCAUUGUCAAGGGAAAAAACCCUGUGCUUGAAAAUGAUGAAGAGAAAGAAGAUAAAGAAAGAAAAGUGGACGUCAAGCCCGAGAAGUUGCUUCUUGGUGGAAUGAAAAACGGCGACACAACGAAAAAGGAAACGGUAAAAGAAACCGAGAAGAAACCUGAUGGGAAUGGCAAUGGAGAUGGGAAUGGGAACGGGAAUGGCAAUGGGAAUGGUGGUCCCUCCGGUCCCACUCCCUCUCCCAAGGACAAUGCCAAACCUGCAGAUCCGACUAAGCCAAACAAAAAGGAAAAGGUGAAGAUGAAAUUGCCUUUUACUUUUUCUAAUAAAAAAGAAGAAAACCUUCCUUUUUGGAUCGCAGAGAUCCAGACCUAUGUUGGGACCACACCGGUAGAAGAAGAGUCGCAAGUUGCAUUCACCACUUCUUGUAUGGGGGGUGAGGUGAAGCAAUGGGUUCUGGCGGAAGCAAAUGCCGCGGGGUUUGACGAUAUAGGUGAGUGGGUGAAGACUAUGACCUUGAAGCAGUUCCUUGCAAAAGUCAAGGACCGUUUCUUGGACAAGACUACGGCCGAUAAGGCCUUCGACCAACUCACCACGAUAGGACAGAAGUCCUGGUCUUCAGUUGAGUCAUUGUCUCGUGAGGUUGACCGACUGUUGCAGCGGGAACAAAUGACUUCGCAAGUCAAAGGUUCCUAUGCUGCUGCCGUAAAGAAUGGAGGAGGAAGCAGUCGGGGAGGCUACGGCAAGCGGAUCUUAUGGCGUCAAAAGCGCCAAGACCACACCCUCGUCGUAUUCGACGACGAUACAAUAGAAAAAUGGUCAUUGGAAAACGAGAAUGGUGGUGACAGCAGCAGUGACCACGGAAAGGGGGAGGUCACCGCUGCGAUGGUCAACAAGGGAGGACCGUCAUCGAACACUCGACCGAAGGGAAGACCACGCUCCUUCCCAUACCAUCCUGGGAUUGCGGCCGGCAGACCGUGGCUGAAGAUGAGACUAACCCGGGAGGUGUGGCAAGAUAGAACGGAUAAUGCGCAGUGCUUCAAGUCUGGCACUGCGGGGCAUGUCAUUGUCUUUUGUCUGUUGAUUAGGAACUCAAAAGGGAGCAGCCAGUAGGAAUAACAUUUUUUCCUACAGAGUCGGAGGGUGCGAUCACAUGCGAGGCGCCUACGAUCCCUUUCCACACU
Chara braunii is the source of this 1972-nucleotide messenger RNA. The record is from the annotation of a GenBank genome assembly. Lineage: Eukaryota; Viridiplantae; Streptophyta; Charophyceae; Charales; Characeae.